CCGAAAUGCCCAUCCUCUUUAUUGAACCAAAGUCCAACAUUGAAAGUACUUUCAGCUUUGAAAACACGCUUCCGAUAACAAUCCCCAGAUUCUCGGAGAAGCUCACAACAAUGAGCGGAGCCUUGUUCAGAAACGCCGCCGCCCAGCUGAUACGGCGGAACGCGGCGGCAUCAGAUCCGUUUGGCAAAAGCGGAACAAGAUUGCAAUCGAGGCCUUAUUUCCGCUCGAAUCAGCCUCUCGGGAGACCAAAACAAUCAAGAAUCUCACCUCCUUCUUCCUCGGGUUUCUCUUCAUCGUCUUCCUCGUCUGUUGGUUUAGUGGGAUGGUAUCUUGGUAUGGUGAAAUCACGCCCCGUCCUCACCAAAGGAAUCACCUCUUCCCUUAUUUACAUCGCCGCCGAUUUGUCCUCUCAGACCAUUACGAAGGAGAAAUCUUCUUCAGAUUCUUAUGACCUGGUGAGGACAGCAAGGAUGGGAGCAUACGGUCUACUUAUCUUGGGCCCUGUCCAACACCAAUGGUUCGGUUUCAUGUCAAGACUCUUUCCCAAACAAGAUUUCAUCACAACGUUUAAGAAAAUGGCCAUGGGACAGACCGUCUACGGGCCUACCAUUAUGGUUAUUUUCUUAUCGUUCAACGCGUUACUACAGGGUGAAGGCGGUUCUGAUAUACUUGCCCGAUUGAAAAGGGACCUUCUUCCAGUUAUGUUAAACUGUGUCAUGUAUUGGCCUGUUUGUGAUUUUAUAACAUUCAAGUUCUUCCCCGUUCAUUUACAGCCUCUUGUAAGCAACUCAUUUUCGUAUGUGUGGUCCAUCUACAUGACUUACAUGGGAAAUCGUGAAAAACCAGCCGCAAUUUCAAGCUGAAACACUCGGAUAUCUUCUAACAUUGUGUUGCACAUUGCAUGUGAUUGAAAGAACCGAAUAAACCCCAGACACGUCCUAUUUGUAUUGUACUAUUAUUUUUGUUCCGUUCAAAGACGGGGCAACAUUCUUACUGUCAAAUCCACUUGGAUUUCCACCGUCUCUAUUUGACUCCAAAAUUGUUCUUUGCAUUCUACAAAAAGUGUAAAGAAGAAUUGUUGUAUGAGCUUAGAUGAUAUAUGUUAAAACA
Brassica oleracea var. oleracea is the source of this 1110-nucleotide messenger RNA. Its product is annotated as PXMP2/4 family protein 4-like. The transcript is spliced from 4 exons. Gene Ontology annotation, cellular component: membrane; cytoplasm. The record is from RefSeq and is a predicted model, not a curated record. The coding region runs from base 6 to 863 and encodes 285 amino acids. NCBI's taxonomy places the organism in Eukaryota, Viridiplantae, Streptophyta, Magnoliopsida, Brassicales, Brassicaceae.